This is a messenger RNA of Cercopithifilaria johnstoni, 387 nucleotides long. The record is from the annotation of a GenBank genome assembly. NCBI's taxonomy places the organism in Eukaryota, Metazoa, Nematoda, Chromadorea, Rhabditida, Onchocercidae.
AUGCUGCCGUUUCUUAUCACUAAAUAUUUCAUUGCUCUAACAAUAGCAUUAUUUCUAUCAAUUGUUGAAACAAAUGCACAGUGGGUCCGUUUAAAUAUAUUAGCAUCCAAUAGCCAGGGAGGUCACAGAUCCUUGAACGAUUAUACAGGAGGAGGGCUUGUUCCUCGAGGACAACUUCCGGCUCAAAAACAAGACCAAGCAACAUCGAGUCCUCUUGGUCCAUUAUCUGCUUUACUUAGUUUGCUUGGAGGCAGCUCGAUUGGUGGAAGCUUUCCAUAUCCUUAUUAUCCUUACUACAGUGGAUACGGAGCGUAUAAUCCGUAUAUGCCGUCGUAUUAUUACUAUGGUGGUUAUCCAUACUACUACUACUAUUAUUACUAUGGUUAA